Aspergillus brunneoviolaceus CBS 621.78 is the source of this 282-nucleotide messenger RNA. RefSeq lists its product as uncharacterized. The record is from RefSeq and is a predicted model, not a curated record. Bases 1 to 282 code for a protein of 93 amino acids. Lineage: Eukaryota; Fungi; Ascomycota; Eurotiomycetes; Eurotiales; Aspergillaceae. The transcript is spliced from 2 exons.
AUGAGCUUCUUCACCGGCCAGCCGGAGAAGUCCAUCAACGAGCUGGUCAAGUGGGCCAACGGGCAGCACCUUACCUCGGUGCGCGACAUCUGGAAGAACGCCAACUUCUUCCAGAAGGGCCAGUACAAGGACCAGACAGUGGGCACCGCCUACCUCGUCUUUCCGCACGACAAGACCCCCGCGAUGACCGGCAUCUUCUACAGCGUCGAGCUACCGGAGAUCAUCACCCAUGGAAACGUCGAGAUUGUCUGGAUCGAUAAGAAUAAGAUCCACCAGAAGUAG